Messenger RNA from Penicillium maclennaniae, 210 nucleotides. RefSeq lists its product as uncharacterized. The record is from RefSeq and is a predicted model, not a curated record. Bases 1 to 210 code for a protein of 69 amino acids. Lineage: Eukaryota; Fungi; Ascomycota; Eurotiomycetes; Eurotiales; Aspergillaceae. The transcript has a single exon.
AUGAUGCCCUGCGACGAGUAUGUCAACGACGACAACGAGAUAGAGGAAGGCAAAGAGCGAUUCGUUUUGAUUUAUCGCACUCAGAUGGAUAUGGGCUCGCAUAAUCUAGGCGUCAUUUACGACCAGCAGCGCAAUCGGGCGUCGUUCCCAAUGACUAUAGAGAAUUUUGAAAGCGUCGAGAUUGACCGAGAGUUCCAGUUCGGCACUUGA